This is a messenger RNA of Tauraco erythrolophus (red-crested turaco), 2604 nucleotides long. NCBI's taxonomy places the organism in Eukaryota, Metazoa, Chordata, Aves, Musophagiformes, Musophagidae. The record is from RefSeq and is a predicted model, not a curated record.
AUGUCAGCAGUACAGAUAGAGCCCUCUGAGUCCCAUCUUGAAAGAGCAGUAAGGGAGCCCGCUCCAGGACUGCCAGAAACGUCUGUGGAGAAAGCGAACGCUGGAGUCGAAGCUCCUGUGACAUCUGUCAAAUCUGCUGAUACCGAAUCAUCUGAAGCAAAGUCAGAAGAGAUGCUGCUGCCUCCUUCCAGUCUGGAGAAGGACAAGGUGGUUAAAGAUAAUACUGAACCGGAAUUGUUUGAACCUGCUGUUGUACCUGCAUCGGAGAAGGAAAUUAAAGAGAAAGAUGAAGAGUUGUCUGCUCGUGCCAUUGAACCACCAGAAGAAUCAUCCGAGGUGGGCAAGGCUGAAGAUGUGCCAUCGCAUGGUGCUGUGAAGCCGGCAGCGCAGGAUGCUACAGGGACCGUCCCUGAAGCGGUGCCCCCUGACUCUGAUGCAGCUUCAGUGGAGAUGGUGUCAUCUGUUGUCACACAACCAACCAACAAGUUGGAUGCUCCUGACAAAAAUACUGUUUCUGAUGCUGUAAAAACUGAACAUGAAAUGCCCGUAACUCGGACAACAGAGAAGAAACCUGCACUUAAAACUGAAGUGACCCUGGAGAAGAAACUGAAUCUAGCUGGAGCAGAUACAGAGCUGAAACCAGAAGAGUCUGUGCUCAAAGCUGGAAGAGCUGCGGAGAAGAGCCCUGAAAAGCUUUUGGUCAAGACUGGGGCAGAGACAGAGAAGAAACUUGAAAAAUGUGUGGCCAAGGUUGGGGCUGCUGUGGAAAAUGCUGCAAAUGCUGUCGAUGAGAGCAAUGAGGGAAGUUUAAUCAAAGCACAUCAAAAUAAAGGAAUAGGACCAGCAAAAACUGAUGAAACUCGCAAAGCAAUUACAUUAAACUCCUCUUUAUCCAUCAAGGAAUCUUCCUCUGUCGGUAAAACUAUUUUAAAGGCGGUGGUGUCUCUUGCGGAUAUAUCAAAGUCAAGGGUUCCAGUAUGGAGAAAUGAGCCUUCCCUGUGUAAAGGAGGGGAGCAGAAAGCUCCUUCGAAACCCGAGACCCCAGGCCAAGCUGCGGUGGAGAACAAAAUCGCAUCGAAAGAAGAGGGUCAGCCGCAACUUGGUAGCAGCCAAUCGAGCCCGGGAGACGGCAGUGGCAAAUGUAAAGUGAGCAGAAGUUCUGUUGUUGAUGGAAAGGGAGACAAUGGGAGGAAUUCAUCUCAGCAAGAGAAGGACUCACGAGUGGAAUCUAGGGCUAGUUCAAAACAGUCUCAAGAGGGAGAGAGUAGAUCAUCCAGCGUGAAGAAAGACAACAGCAGCAAUAAGGCUGCUGUUGGCGGCAAUACUAAAACUUCAAAAAAUGACACUAGCAACAGUGCAAAACAAAAGGAGGAAGAAGAGCUGUUUCCAUUUAACCUGGAUGAAUUUGUUACUGUGGAUGAAGUCGUAGAGGAAGUCGAGUCUCCCAUUAAAACGCGGCGAAAUCCACCGAGGGGAAAGAGAAAAGAUGGUGCUAAAACCAACUUGUCUUCUGAGCCUAGUUCCAAGAGGCGGAAAGGGAAGAGCUGCAUAGCACGCACUGCUGAAAGCGAACUCUCUUUUGUCACUUUGGAUGAGAUUGGUGAGGAGGAGGAUGUGACUGCACAUGACCCCCAGGGCCUGGUUGUAGUGGAUGAAGUGAUGGAAGAGGAAGAACUUGUAUCAGAAGCGGUAAAGAAUCCACAGUCGCUGGUAACUUUGGAUGAGAUACCUGAACAGGAGGACCUUAGUUCUCAGAAAGAUGUCCCUAGGUCAGUUUUUGAGGAGCAGGAUUUGAAAGCCGAACCCUUGGUAACUGUAGAUGAAAUCGGUGAAGUAGAAGAACUGCCUCUGAACGAGCCUACAGACCUGAAUAUUGAGGAUGUGCUGAAACAGAAGGAGGAUGAUAAAGUGACUGCUGAGGACACUGGAGACUGUGUUUCCUCCCAGGUGCCUGAUGAUCCCAGUGCUUUAGUGACAGUAGAUGAAAUACAAGAGGACAAUGAAGAUAACCCUCUAGUGACUUUGGAUGAAGCUGAUGAAGAUGAUUUUCUGGCCGACUUCAAUUGUCUAAAAGAGGAACUAAACUUCGUUACAGUAGAUGAAGUUGGAGAGGAGGAUGAGGAAGAAGAAAAUACUUUCCCAGGGAAAAAUCUGAACGAGGAUGAAGAUGAAGAUAUUGUUGCUAUUGCAGGACCAGAAGAAGAAGAAGAAAUUACUGCCAUUGCAGGACCAGAAGAAGAGGAUAUUGUUGCUGUUGCAGGACCAGAAGAAAUGGAAAUUCUAGGCAAUAUGAGUCCAGAAGAAGAAAUUAUUGCAAUGUCGAAGGCAAAAGCAGAUCAGCUGGGGUCAGGAGAUGCAGAACUAGAGCCCAAGCGGAAGAAAACAGUUUCUUCAGAGGCACCAAAGACGCAGAGUACUCCAAAAGAUUUGGAUUACCUGGUUCCCAAGGCUGGCUUUUUCUGUCAGAUCUGCUCGCUGUUCUAUGUGGAUGAAACGUCUGUGAAAAAUCACUGCAAGACGCUGCUUCAUCAGCAGAACAUGGAGAAGUUCAUGGCCAAGCAGAAGAAUGAGGAUAACGACGGGGAAGAACGGAGUUCAAGGUGA